This is a messenger RNA of Gongylonema pulchrum, 306 nucleotides long. The record is from the annotation of a GenBank genome assembly. NCBI's taxonomy places the organism in Eukaryota, Metazoa, Nematoda, Chromadorea, Rhabditida, Gongylonematidae.
CUGACGGCAAAAUCAGUUCUGCAAUCGAAGUUAUCAAAACUUGCGCUGCAAAUAAUAUACUGCGGUACCACGAUUGCUGUUCUGGCACUCGUCGUGUUGCUCAUUCGCUUUUCUCUCGACCACUACCUAUCUGCAAAUAACUCAUUUCAAAUUAGCGAUUUACACGCUUUUGUUAAAUUUUUCAUUAUUGCUGUCACAAUACUGGUCAUUUCAAUACCGGAAGGACUUCCACUUGCAAUCGCCCUUGCCCUCACUUAUUCCGUGACGAAGGUUUGUUUGCUGUCACGUCAUGUACUCUUUUCUUAG